AUGGAUGAUUUCACAUUUAGUAGCCAUCUAUCUUUUUCAACAUCUGAUGGCCAAUAUGCUAUAGUCUACGUGAAUGAAAGUAUUGACAGAACUUAUGGAGAUACAAUAUAUUCAAUUUAUGUACAUUUUAUAAAUGAUGAUCAAGAUCAAACUUCUGAAGAACAUUUGCUUUUUCAAGGUUCAUCAGAUAAUUCAGUAACCGCUAUUCAAACAAUCCAUCGUGAUGUCAUUUCGACUAAUUUUAGUUUCGAACAUAUUUCGUCCUUUCCAUUACUAUAUGGAGGCUUCACUUCAAUCGAUCAGAUAGGUUUAUCUUCCCAAGUUAAUGUUUAUAAUUUCAAUUAUACAAGUAGUUACAAACUGUUUGAACUUCUUAACGAAACCAUAGUAGAUUAUGGUAUUUAUAGCAAUAAUACUUUAUGGCUUACAUAUGGUAAUAGUACGACCGCCGGUUAUAAAAAUAGAGCAAUCUUAUCCAUAUAUCCAACAUUAAACAUGACAGUACCUCUAUCCUAUAUAGAUCACUUCAAUAUUACUUUUUCAGUUCCAAUAGUUACGUCUUCUGGAAAUAUUUCAAUUUAUCAAGUAGUCGAUCAAGAUAAAUUUUUAUUACGUCAAACAUACCCCGUAUCUUCUUGCAAAACUUUACUUAGUACGUUUAAUCGAGUUAACAAUAAUUAUACUAUCAUGGCUAAUUAUAAUUUCGUUAAAACACUUUCGUUUAAUGAACCAUUGAAAGGAAUUGAUCAAGGAAUUUGGAAUGUAAAAACACCUCAGACAUAUAAUUCUGCUGUUUCCUCAAAUAAGACUCAAUUACUUAAUGAUAUACUGCAACAAAUAAAACAAAGCAUCCCUUUGAAUGAUGAUAGAUUAAAAAUAACCAAUAACGUCCAAUUAGAUCCUUUGGAUUCUACCAAACUUUCAUUGAAUUUUCUGUUGAUAAGACAAUAA
Messenger RNA from Dentiscutata erythropus, 951 nucleotides. Lineage: Eukaryota; Fungi; Glomeromycota; Glomeromycetes; Diversisporales; Gigasporaceae. The record is from the annotation of a GenBank genome assembly.